AUGAAGGGUGUAAAGGGGAAGCUCUUGAAGAAGUUGAAGACGAUCAAAACAAUCGGGUACCUGAAACCUGAUCGAAUUCUUCAUGUUAAUGCAGCCGAUGGGCUUAUCGAUAAUUUCUUUCCGAAACCGAACAGUAAAUGUGAAUCCCUUUCGGUUCCUGAAGAAGGACAGCAGAUCGAAAAAAAGAGCAGUGUUUCAGUCCAAGAACAUGAAAUUAUUGAUGUAUCGGAGCUCAUGAAGGAUCUUCAAGAUGAUGAUGGAUCCGAUACGGAUAGUGUUGUUGAGGACAAAGAGAAUGUUCGACCCGUUGGUGCCCUGGUUACUGAUCAUAAACUGGUCCAUGCGAAUUCCAAGAUUCUUGCUGCUAAACCUUUGUUGGAGAUUGACAUCUCGUCGUUCCGGCCACCGGAUUUAGAUUCCGGCACACUUUUCGACCCGAAUCUUUUAGCUGCUUUUGAGCAGGCGGUUUUGGAGUUUAAAGCACAAGAAGCAGAGAGGAGAAAUAGAGUUUUACAGAACAUCGAAGACUAUUUAGAUCAAGAACCAGAGACAGAGCCGCCAUUGAAGUCGCUAAAAUUAGAUGAAAUCGCAAAUCCCCUUUCGGAUUUCGAGAAAAUCUGUCCGCCUGGAGGAAAAAAUUCGGUGAUUCUGUACACAACAGGAUUCAGAAGCAUCAGAAAGACAUUCGAAGAUUGCUCCAGUAUCCGAUUUUUACUCGAAAGUUUUAGGGUUUUAUACCAAGAACGAGAUCUAUCCAUGCACUUGGAUUUCAGAGAUGAACUAUGGCGGAUUCUGGGCCGAAAAGUAGCACCGCCGAGGCUGUUUAUAAACGGUAGGUACAUCGGAGGAGCAGAGGAAGUUUUACGGUUGCACGAGCAAGGGAAGUUCCGGCCACUACUAGCUGAAAUACCGCUAAAGACGUCGGAAGGGCCAUGCGAAGGGUGUGCUGGAGUUCGGUUUGUGGUGUGUUGUAAUUGCAGCGGUAGCCGGAAGGUGGAUUCCGGUGAACAAGGAUUGCCGGAAAAGUGUCCUGAAUGUAACGAGAAUGGGCUUAUCAGAUGCCCUGUUUGCUGCUGA
Lactuca virosa is the source of this 1077-nucleotide messenger RNA. NCBI's taxonomy places the organism in Eukaryota, Viridiplantae, Streptophyta, Magnoliopsida, Asterales, Asteraceae. The record is from the annotation of a GenBank genome assembly.